GACUAUUGCUGCAUCUUACGGAGCGUGCAUUUCUUUUCGGUAUUGAGGUUCCCCCUAUCGACAGGACAGGAUGGCACUUCUCAAUUACCCUAUUCCAGAGCUGGAUGUCACCUUACAAGAGGCAGGCCGUGUGCUCCAGCUCACCCUGAGCCCUGAGCUCUAUCCUCAAUACAAAAGCACCCUUAGCCAACAGAGGGAGGUCCUGCAGGAGGCCCAAAAGUGCUUGGCGGCUACCGCCUCUGGCCUAGAGAACUGGGUGACAGAGCAAUUCAAGAGCCGGCUGCUCUCAUGUUCCGACCCCCUGCCCACCACGACAGCCAUCCCCGCUGUCCUGCCCCCCUCCAGAGCCAAGGAGUGUGUCCAACUGGAGAGGGCUGCCGCUCUGCUCUGGGCUGUGGCCAAGAUGUAUAGUGAGCCUUCGCUGGUAGAGGGCGAGGGGCCAACUGAGCGCACACAGCAAUCAGAGGUGUUUGCUGCCAGCCGCAUUCCUGGGAAGACCCAAGAUGAGAUUAAAGUAUACCCAGACUGCCUCCAUGCCAUCGUCAUCUGUGCUAGAGGGGUAUUUUCAGUCAACAUACUGCAGCGUCCCAGCCCAGGAGGGCCUAUGUCCCCUCUACCGUUCCCUGACAUCUACAGCCAAGUGGCUCAUGUGAUGAGCCAACAUAGAGCUGCCAAGAACAACGAGCCCUCUGCCAUCUGCGGCCUCUCUGCCCUGCAGCGGCAAGCCUGGAGUGCCGUGAGGGAGGAGAUCCUGAGAGCAGGAGGGGCAGCGGCCGCCUCACUGGGGUUGAUGGAGAGUGCUGUGGUGGCUCUCUCCCUGGAAGACUGCAAUCCACCAGCUGAUCUGGCAGACACCCUCAACGCUGUCAGAUUGGGAGGAGGAGAUGGGCCCUGUCUGAGAUACUAUGACAAGGUACAGUAUGGGAUGUUUGUGGUACUAUAA
Coregonus clupeaformis (lake whitefish) is the source of this 943-nucleotide messenger RNA. RefSeq lists its product as uncharacterized. NCBI's taxonomy places the organism in Eukaryota, Metazoa, Chordata, Actinopteri, Salmoniformes, Salmonidae. The transcript has 3 exons. The record is from RefSeq and is a predicted model, not a curated record. Gene Ontology annotation, molecular function: acyltransferase activity. Bases 71 to 943 code for a protein of 290 amino acids.